UACUGCCCCCACAACCUAGCACCAUGCCUCAUAUGGAAAGGCUGACAUUUAACAGCCCAGUGAGAGCCCUGAGAGUGGAGUGACUGUAAAAGGCCUAAAGCAAGAGUCAGGAGGAGGCAGGCCAGGAGCUGAGGAAGAAGGGUGGUUUAGCAGGAUAAGGAGGUUGGAAACGGGCAAAGAUAGUGCAGCUGGGGGAGUAAGUUUGGGUCACCUCUGCUGAGUGCAGGCCAAAAAGGCCAGGGAACAUCCGUGCUGAAGAAGGUGGGCUGGGGAGGAUUGGGGCCAGAGCUAGGGGAGGGAUGAAAAGGAAAGCAGUACCAGGGUCAGGACUCAGCAGCAUACUCCUACUCCCCUCCCAUUUCCCCGGAGGCAGGCUGUCACACACUUGCCUGGACCUGUUAGUGAUGGGAAGGAGUAGGGUGAGGGAGGGGCCACAGGAAGGCGCAAGAUGAGCCCAUUUUGUCCCUCCUGGUUCACGCCUCAUGCUCUGCAAAUGUGACAGGCACAGGAUAGGAGUAGGCAUCUCGCACACUGCUGCUUCACCUUUCAGCGUCACUAGGCCUCUCAGAGGACCCUAACCCAGUGUUUCCAGCUGAGCCAAGAAGGAUGUCGGUCUGCUACCGCCCCCCGGGGAAUGAGACGCUGCUGAGCUGGAAGGCCUCACGGGCCACAGGCACGGCCUUCCUCCUGCUGGCGGCGCUGCUGGGGCUGCCGGGCAAUGGCUUCGUAGUGUGGAGUUUGGCGGGCUGGCGGCCCGCACGGGGUCGGCCACUGGCGGCCACGCUCGUGCUGCACUUGGCGCUGGCCGAUGGCGCGGUGCUGCUGCUCACGCCCCUCUUUGUGGUCUUCCUGAUGGGGCAGGCCUGGCCCCUGGGCCAGGCGGGCUGCAAGGCGGUGUACUACGUGUGCGCGCUCAGCAUGUACGCCAGCGUGUUGCUCACGGUCCUGCUCAGCCUGCAGCGCUGUCUCGCUGUCACCCGCCCCUUUCUGGCGCCCCGGCUGCGCAACCCGGCCCUGGCCCGCCGCCUCCUGCUGGCCGUCUGGCUGGCUGCGCUAUUGCUGGCCAUCCCAGCCGCUGUCUACCGCCACCUGUGGAGAGACCGCGUAUGCCAGCUGUGCCACCCGUCGCCGACCCACGCCGCCGCCCACCUGGGCCUGGAGACGCUGACUGCCUUCGUGAUUCCUUUUGGGCUGAUGCUAGGCUGCUACAGUGUGACGCUGGCGCGGCUACGGGGCGCCCGCUGGGGCUCUGGGCGGCACGGGACGCGGGCAGGACGGUUGGUGAGCGCCAUCGUGCUCGCCUUCGGCUUGCUCUGGGCCCCCUACCACGCCGUCAACCUUCUGCAGGCGGCAGCCGCUCUCGCCCCACCGGAAGGGGCCUUGGCGAGGCUUGGAGGGGCGGGCCAGGCGGCGCGGGCAGGAACCACGGCCUUGGCCUUCUUUAGUUCCAGCGUCAACCCGGUGCUUUACGUCUUCACUGCGGGGGAUCUGCUGCCCCGGGCUGGCCCCCGUUUCCUUACACGGCUUUUUGAGGGCUCCGGGGAGGCCCGAGGGGGCGGUCGUUCUAGGGAGGGAACCAUGGAACUCCGAACUACUCCUCAGCUAAAAGUGGUAGGGCUGGGCCGGGGCAAUGGAGAUCCUGGUGGGGGUAUAGAGAGGGACAGUCAGGAAUGGGACCCUUAAAACUGAGCCCUACAACUGGGUCUGUUCCUCCCUACCCCUUAGGUUGAGUAUUUGAGGAACUUUCUCUGACUACAGUUUUGAUCUGGCUGGGUAGGGUUGUUACACACCUGGGAAGGCCAAGUUCCUCCAGCCUGAGGGAUUAUGAGGGCUGUGAUGGGCCAUGUUAACUGACUGUAGUGUGCUUGAAGAUUGGCAUGUACCCAUGUGCCAAGGCUGCGCACUUGUUGCCAAUAACUAUUAUUGUGAAAUACACCAGGAAGCCAUAGAUGAUGGCUUAAGUGUG
Molecule: messenger RNA, 1966 nt
Organism: Nycticebus coucang (slow loris)
Lineage: Eukaryota; Metazoa; Chordata; Mammalia; Primates; Lorisidae
Gene: LTB4R2
Product: leukotriene B4 receptor 2
Exons: 2
Coding region: 607-1683 (358 amino acids)
Biological process (GO): neuropeptide signaling pathway; inflammatory response
Cellular component (GO): membrane
Molecular function (GO): G protein-coupled peptide receptor activity; leukotriene B4 receptor activity
Source: RefSeq, a predicted model, not a curated record